Messenger RNA from Funneliformis mosseae, 738 nucleotides. The record is from the annotation of a GenBank genome assembly. Lineage: Eukaryota; Fungi; Glomeromycota; Glomeromycetes; Glomerales; Glomeraceae.
AUGUCAUCACCCUCCCAAUCAACUACAUCUCCUCACAAAGAUAGUUUUGAAAAUUUACAAGAAGAUUUGUCAUUCAUGGAUCCAUUUAGAUUUAUAAAUGGACGUAGAUUUCAUAAUGAAAAAAGUACGAUAAAUUAUUAUUUACCAAAUGAUUCUCAAGAAUCGGAUAGAUUAAAUAUGCAACAUUAUUUAUAUCGUCAUGUAUGGAAAGGAAAUUUCUCUUCUCCCAUGACAAAAGAAUUAACUGAAGGGAAUACAAGUGUGCUUGAUAUUGGGUGUGGUCCUGGAUUUUGGCUUCUUGAUAUGGCACAAAAAUAUCCUCUGUCUUCUUUCGUCGGAAUUGAUAUCUCUCCAACAUUUCCUUCACCUAAUCAAAUUCCUUCGAAUGCAAUAUUUUUACAACAUAACAUUUUAGAAACUGAAGGAUUGCCUUGGCCUCCGAACACUAUUAAUUUUGUAUAUAAAAGAUUUAUGGCAUUAUCACUUACUCAGAAAGACACAUUUAAGUUAAUCAAUGAAAUUGUUCGAAUUACUAAAAGUAACGGAUGGAUUGAAAUAAUGGAUUAUACUUAUUCUUUAAAAAAUUGUGUGAUAAAAUUUCACGAAUCGGAUAAUAUUAAAGUGCCUUCUAGCAAUGAUAUUAGAAAUUUAUUAGAAGGUAACGAAAGUAUCACAAACAUUCAAUAUGAAGAAAAAUGCACUCCAAUGGGGAAAUGGAGUGGUCGAAUCGGUGAAAUU